GUUCUAUGGUUCAAACUGAAACUGCCUGACGCGACGCGACGUGGAGACGCGUCUUGGGCGCCCUCCACAUGGCCCUGAUCCUGGCGGUUCUCGCGCUCCCGGCCGUCGCCUGCGCGUUCGCGGCAAAGUGUACGAGCUGCUCGAAGCCGCACCUGCUCUUGCAGGUGGGGAGGCGACAAGACGUCGACUCCUAUCCUUCCUGGGUCGCCGAAGCCUUUGAGGAGUGUCUCUUGGUAGACGUGCCAUACCUCCAGCGGCAGAAGCAGAGAGCCUUUCAACACCGCGUGGUGCUUUGCCGCUCCGCGGACGAUGGCCGGGAGCUGCCGGAGACCGCCUGCGACGCAGGCGCGAAGCCGCGGAGCUGGCGGCGCUGCGACUGCGGCGUGGUGGUGUGCCGCGAAGGGCCCAUCAGGCCGCCAGAGCAGCAGCAGCUGGCCGUCGGCAGCUUCCGCGGCGGAGGUGCCUUUGAGACCAUUGGCUGCCUCGCGGGUCCGGACGAGCCUUCAACCGAGGGCUCAGGCGCCGACCUCCCCCGAGACAUGGCCUGCGUGGGCUGGACGUCCGUCGCCCCCUGCCGCCGCGGCUUGCCCUUCUACCGCUUCACCGAGUCAGCCUUGCGUCCUGGAGGCUGCUUUCGGCUCUGCACGGGCAAAGGUCUGGACCUCUUCGGGCUGAGCGACGGCGGGGAGUGCCGCUGCGGUGCCUCGCUGCUGAACCGCCAGGCCUGGCGCUGGCGCAAGCCCCCGCCAGGCCUGGCGCUCGCCUGGCCGAGAAGUCGCAGGGUGCGGCCGGAGCUGUGCGACACCCGGGUCUACCGCUACACCGGGCAUUUCGAGGAGGGCGGCGCUUUGCCGACGCCUCUGACCUCCCUGACGCAGGAGGACCUGGCCUACGUGGACUCCAUCGCCACGGGUCGCCACAUUUAUCCGGAAGAGGAGGAGGACGUGAGCCGACGCCUGGAGGCAGUGGUGCAGCCUGGAACCGAAGUGGCCUUGCUGAGCGCCGCGAAGAAUGACUGUCCGGUGACGGUCUCGUGUCCCUGCACGCACCCAGAUUAUGCUUGCUAUGCCUGGUACGAAGCAGGGGCUCGUUGUGCCUGCUUCAUGAUCAACAGCCACACCACCGCGGAGAACUGCGCGCAGUUCGGCGGCACCUUCUGUGGCCAGGAUCCUGGGCCAACCACGACCACCACCACCACCACGGAGGUGACUACGACCUAUACAGGGCCCAGCACCACUGUGCCAGGUCCUCCGGAAGGCAUCGGCUGGAACCGCUCGGGCCACGAGAGCCUCGCAGUUGACCGCUGGCCGGAGAGGAGGUCGGAGCCUCCGGGGAGUGGGGAGGACAUUUGGCAGGACUAUGCUGUGGUUCGAUACAGCUUCAACACGACCAUCGACGCCCUUCGCAAGAACGCCUUCCGAGAUGCGGUGGACAUGUGGCGAGAUAAGACCUGCGUGAACUUUGUGGAGGAAGAGAACCCGGCCAGGCCCUACGUCCUGGUGGGAAUCUGGAACCCGGACAGUUGCUAUGCGAGUGUCGGGUACUACAGCUCACUGGCCUCCAGCUCCUAUGCCAGGGUGAACCUGGGUUGGUGCAAAGACCAGCUCCAUGUGGGCAACAUGGCCCACGAGCUGGGCCACAUCUUGGGCAUGAGCCACGAGCAGAAGCGCCCGGACGGCGGGGACAGCUUCUACGGCAAGGGGCCCUUCUUGACGAUACAUUGGGAGAACAUCGCCAGCGACUGGAAGUCGCAGUACUCCCCGGAUGCGCGCACGUACACCGGAUCCAAAGAUGACGGUGAGGGCGACGCCCAGGUGGGCUAUGCAGACUAUGAUUUUGAAAGUAUUAUGCACUACGGCGGAGGUACGGCUUUUGACACUAUUCCUUCGUCUGAAGAGUCUCUGGUUGGUCAGCGGAGCUAUCUCUCCGAAGGCGACAUUCGCCAAAUCUUGGACGUUUAUGGAUGCAAGUUGAAGAAUGCGAGUGGCUCCACCACCGUUGCGACCACCACCACCACCACUACAACCGCCACCACCACCACCUCCACCACCACCACCAGCACCACCACCACCACCACUACCACCACCACCACCACCACCACCACCACCACCACCACCACCACCACUACAACAGCCACAACGACUACCACCACUACCACGACCACCACCACUACUACCACUGCCACUACCCCUGCCACUACCACUGCCACUACCGCCUCCUCUACGACUGCAGAUGGUCACGGAGACGCAACGAGCACAAGCCCUGGUCCCGGUGACUUCACAGCUGUCGAUGGGGAUGGCUUUGACCAAGUCUGUCGCGGAGCCAGCACCGCCGACAACCUCUACUCGUAUUUCACUGUCCACCUGGAGGUGGAAACUCUGGAUGACUGCAAGCUGCUCUGCGCGAGCGCUGCAGACUGUGUUGGCCUCGAAUAUCAUUUCGGACACGGCCGGUGUGAGGUUUGGACGCGAGCAGAAGGCAUCGAAGUGACCGUGGCGAAGGAGGGAUACAUUUGUCUCAGAUAUGGGGCCGCUUCGACGACCACUCCAAUAGAUCCGGCCCUGUUUCGAGCCCUUGCUGGUGACGGAACUGGGCAAGUCUGCCGCGGGAGCGGACCAGGGGACAAUCUGGCGGAGUACUACCUCCUGAGGCAAAGCAUCCCUUCGCUCGAGGAGUGCAAGGCGGAGUGCCUGGCGGUGGCAGAGGACUGCCGAGGCAUCGAGUACCACUCUGUGGCCGCAAGAUGCGAAGUCUGGAUCCGAGCAGAAGGAGUUGAAAGUACCGCCGAAGCCGAGGGCUACACCUGCCUGGUCUACGCGCCGAACCUGCCACCGCCCACCACCACCUCCACGGUGGACCCUGCGCUGUUCCAGCCUGUGUCUGGAGAUGGCAGCAAUCAGGCCUGCCGGGGCGGCAGUGCCACGGACAAUUUGAGCUCCUACUUCACGGUUGUCUCCGGCCUUAGCAUCGAGCAAUGCAAAGCGGAGUGUGUGCAAACCUCAUCCUGCAAGGGGAUUGAGUACCACAGCUCUGGACGUUGUGAGAUUUGGAUACGGCCGGAGGGCAUCGAAACCACGUUGCCCGAGUCCAACGAUUACACUUGCCUCAGAUACGUGGCUCGGAAAGGUGUUGCUGGUCUCAAAACCCGGAUUGGAUUUCGUAGCCUGAGCAGGAUUACCCAAAUUCUGGCUUGGCUGCUGGCUUUUGCAUGCGCACGUGCUGGAGAUCCCAGCUUUCGAAUUGGCGCCGGACUCUUGGGAUCCAACAGAGCUUGAUCCAAUUGGAUCACUCGCUAUGCUCACUCGAGUUCCGAUUCGGACUUUACUUUACUUGGUGGCUCCCAGCCAUCCGGUUC
This is a messenger RNA of Effrenium voratum, 3355 nucleotides long. Lineage: Eukaryota; Dinophyceae; Suessiales; Symbiodiniaceae. The record is from the annotation of a GenBank genome assembly.